Durusdinium trenchii is the source of this 423-nucleotide messenger RNA. The record is from the annotation of a GenBank genome assembly. NCBI's taxonomy places the organism in Eukaryota, Dinophyceae, Suessiales, Symbiodiniaceae.
AUGAGACGUGUUUUUAUGUGCCCGCGUUUGGAGUGCGAACGACUGUUGGGCGCAGCUGCGUUGUCACGCCCAGUGGCAGGCACGAUAGGUUCGCCAGUUGCGCGAUCUCCUUUUGUUGCGGUUCAAGAUGCUAAAUCGGAAAGAGAAGCUUCGAAAGAUGAGGUGGAGCCGGCGCAACCUCCGCCCCCACCAGAGGCACAUCGGGAGCUAGCAGCCCUUUGUGUAAGCAGCGGCUACAUACUGCGCUUUGAUGGGUUUGAGUCCUUGCCAAGCGGUUUUCGUUGCGUGUUCCGUGUGGAGUUCAGACAGAACGGGCAAGCAGUGUCCAAGGUUUUUCGAUCAAAGAGAGUACAUGGAUCCAUUCGUGCUGCCCAAAAUGACGCGGCUGCAGAGGCCUUGUCGGAGCUUCAGAAUGACAGUCAG